Messenger RNA from Cetraspora pellucida, 1479 nucleotides. The record is from the annotation of a GenBank genome assembly. Lineage: Eukaryota; Fungi; Glomeromycota; Glomeromycetes; Diversisporales; Gigasporaceae.
AUGUCUAAUACAAUAAACAACAACACUCGUUACCGUUAUGGAUGUAUGGGUCCAGGAUAUAAAACAUUAAAUGGCUUUGUAGGAAAGUUAUUUCGUAAAAUAUCUUCUAGACCAUACCAAUCUAAUGAAUCUCAAGAAACAACCGACAAUCCUUCCUUAACAAAUUCACAUUCAACAAAUUCUAUUACAAACCACAAAACAUUUAAUGUUGGAAUACAAGCACCGAACAAAGCAAAGGUAAAACCAGAUCGUAAAGGAAAAUAUGUUAUGUCUGAAGCUUCUUAUAAUGAGCAACCAGGCAAUAGUUCAUUACCAUCCCAGCGAAAUCGUUCCGAAGAUAUUUAUAACUUGAACCGAAAAGUUGAUGCUCUUGGUGCUCAAUUAACCCAAAUUGAACAAACAUUAAAUACUUUGGUUCAAAUACGUACUACACAAAAUAAUAGUGCUAAUAUUAUUAUUAAUACUCCCUCUCAAUCUUCUAAAAUUAGUAAUGAUCAUAUUCAUUACUGCACUAAAUGUGGUCAUAAGAACCUUCUUGACGAAUGGACUAAGUGGAAUACUGAAAAAAAUGAUUGGGAAAGAUACUCAAACGUUGACGUCGCUUUGAAGAGUUUGUCAGAAUUUAAAGAUGAAGAUUUUACUAGUGGCCUUUUUGAAGAAGUAAUUAUUUUUACUCCCGCUCUAAAAGUGUGGUAUACAGAUGUGACAUUUAAUUUAAACAUUAUCCACAGUCUUAUCCAACGUGAUGUCACACGUAUACUCAAUACUUUUUUGACAUGUUUUAUUAAAGCUCUCAAAUCUCACCUAACGUCCAAUAACCAGGUGUCAGGUCGUUUUACUACUUUACGUACCUAUGGCAUGACCUAUGAUCCUAAAUUAAAGGCAUAUAUGAUGGUGAUGACAUUAGCUGACUAUGGAGAUUUAUCUGCAUAUUUGAAAAAAGAAUUUUCAACACUCUCUUAUAUUCAUAAACUCGAGAUUCUUUAUGACAUAGCAACUGGUAUUUGUCAGAUUCACAAGUCUGGACUUGUGCAUCGUGAUUUACAUAGUCGCAAUGUGAUGUGUCAAGGAAUAAAAAAUAGGAGUCUAGGCCGUGGCGAGAACCAUCGAUUUGUAAUUGGAAAAAGACCUGACAUUGUACCUAAUACUCCAAAAUUGUAUGCUGAUUUAAUGCAAAGAUGCUGGUGUGGUAAUAAGGAGAAAAGACCAAGCGCAUUCGAGUUAUAUAUGACGAUUGGAACUUGGUUAAAUCAAUGUUUGUUUGUUCCCGACUCUGAGAUUACUAAAAGAUUUAAAAAAGGAGAUGAACACAGUUUAAAGAUACCACAAUCUCAAAGUUUGCAUCCAGAAAAUGUUUUAUAUAGUACUUAUCAUAAAACAUUACCAUUAAAUCCUGUCAAUUCAACUAUGGACUCAUACAAUUCCAUUUCAGAUUAUGAUGAUGACUAUUUAUUCAUGACUAUUACUGAUACGAUAUAA